Molecule: messenger RNA, 1905 nt
Organism: Symbiodinium pilosum
Lineage: Eukaryota; Dinophyceae; Suessiales; Symbiodiniaceae
Source: the annotation of a GenBank genome assembly
AUGGGUGGGCUAUGCUGCGUGCAGAAGCGCUUAGAUACUUCGGUGGACUGGAUCCGGGAAAGCCUUCCUGUUGCGCUGAGCGAUGACGUUGAUGUCGGCGUCCGCUUUGCGCCUCGGGUCGCCGACAUGGAAAGUCCCGAGCGUUCCAAGAAGAGCCAAACCCAGGGCCGCGACGACUUUGCCGAGGAGGUGGCCUUCCAGAUCGCGCUUGACCGCCAGGGCGACUUCAGGGAGCGACGGUCAGAGUUGGUCGAGGCAGCCUCCUGGCUGCCUGUGCUUUACGAAGUUUGUCCGCCGGGCCAGGAUGAAAUACCGCACCUCGCCAAGGCGGUCCACAGGAAAACUAAAGUUCCCCGGCACCUUGCCAGCUUUCGCAGGCCUUCCGGCUCAGCGGCGCAAGAACGGCUACACUCCUUCAUCUCUUCGAUGCAGCGUAUUUCUGCUGAGCAUGAGGCAGUGGCUAAAGUACUUGAGGUCUUCGAGGAUUACCUCAAUGUGCACAUUAUCCAAGAGCUUUGCACUGGGGGCUCGGUGUAUGAACGCAUCCUGGAACGACAGUAUUUCACUGAGCAGGAAGCGGCGGUGCUUGUAAAACACAUGCUCCAAGCUCUGGCCCCGUUUCACGAGAGCCAUCUGUAUCAUGGAAGUCUGAGCCCCGAGUGCUUCCGGUUCUUGAACAGCUCUCCCCACUCGCCGCUGAAGCUGGUGGACUUCGGCCUCGAGCUGAAGGCUCAUCGCUGGGAUGCCGUGGAGCACGUGAGUGGCCCCGACCUGCAAAACCCUUGUCUCCCAGAGUUCUUCGAGACCUGCAAGCUGGUCUUCUGCGCACCGGAUUUUGCGCCGCCCCAGCAAGCCAGGCGGAAGAAGGACGCGGAUUGCAAUCCAGUGGAGAUGGCAGCCUAUAGCAAUGUGGAGGAAGUUCGUGAGGAGCAAGGCGAGAUGAGCCUCCUGGACGAGGAGCUAUUGGCAAACGUCUUGAGUGAGCACGCGGACUGGGUGGAGGAGCUACUAGUGAAUUACUUGGCCCGCUUGUGUUCACGCCCAGAGGCUAGCCAGGCCCAUAACUACGGUGGCUACCCGCCCUUCUUCGCUCCGUCGCGGAACGCCAUCCUGGGGCGGAUCCAUCGCUGCGAGGUAGCCUUCGACCCACCCUUCUGGUCCAAGAUCUCGGAGGAGGCCAAGAGCUUCGUAUCCAGCUGCUUGCAGCAAUCCUUCUGGGAUCGGUGUAGCAUCCAGGAGGCCCUCAACCAUCCAUGGAUCUUGCGGCUGGCUGACAGCUCGCCAUCUGGCUCCAUGUUCGCGUCGUUUAUGCUGAACCUUCGUCGUUUCUACCGCACAUCCCUGAUAGAGACCUACACAGCCCGAAUCCUUGCGUCAGAGUUUCGUCGGGAAGAGCUGCGGGAGUUUCUUUGCCGGUGCCGGGAGAUAGACAUGGCGGGUAGUGGCUUCUUCACAGCCUCUGACCUCAAGCACAUCCUCUCAGCCUUGGGCCACCCUCAGAUUGCAGAGUCCAUUUCCAGCAGGUUUCUACAAACCUUCAGGCAUCCAGGGGAGUCCUACAUUGACUACAUGGCCUUGCUGGACUCGGUCCACCUCCGCCAGCAACGCAUGUUUGAGGAUGAGCUCUGGCGCCACUUUCAGCGCGUCCUUCAAAGCAGCGGUCGCUGUGAUGUGGAUAGCAUCUGCAGCUGCCUCUUCGUGAAGGACCUCGGGAUUGUUUUUGGCGACCCGGUCAUCGUGGGCCUUUUGAUGCGCGAGAUCCCUGACAGCCCGGGCUUGGAGGAUGCCAGCGUUUGCCAUCGCCUUCAGGUGGGGCUACGGGCCGAGUGCAUGCAGCGUGGCACAGAGCAGCUGGACUUCCGACGGCUUUGCGCCGUGCUCCUCCAGCAACUCCGCCAGUUCUAA